CCCAAAGAGGAAGAAGAGUUGAGAGAAAGAGAGAGAGAGCUGGCUCCCAUGGCUGAAGAAGAGCAGCAUCAGCAGCAGCAACAGCUUCACUCUUCCCCUUCUUCUUCCUCUUCUGCUGCCGAAGAAACUCUGAACAAGCAAACCCAGGCACAGUUUAGCAGCUUACCUUCGCUAAAUGGAGAUUUUCAGACGCUCCCGAUCAUGUAUCCUUCAUAUUUUCCUGGAUUUUACCCUCCACAACAGAACCAGGAACGGAUGAAUCAUGGACGUGGCCUUUAUGCUGUUCCAGCUUUUCCAUUCAUGGGGCCUACUGCUGCAUUUGCACCAAAUACUCUAAUCCCUUUCACCUAUAAUAUACCUUCUGGGCCAAGUCCACCAGAAACUGGAGCAGUGGGUGAGAAUCAAGGACAACAGCAACAUGAGCAGCAACAGCCGCAGCAAAUGCAGCCUGGACAUCGACAAGUUGUUGUAAGGAGAUUUCAAAUUGCUUUCCAGCUUGACUUGCUGCUUAUUCUGAAGCUGGUGGCAGUUAUCUUUUUGUUUAACCAAGAUGGAUCUAGACAAAGGCUGGUGCUGCUUGUGUUUUUUGCUUCAUUAGUUUAUCUGUAUCAAACUGGAGCUCUGGCACCAUUAGUUCGGUGGCUUUCACAGGGGAUGCACCGGGCAGCUGCACCUCCCCAACCACCAAGGCCUGCUGUGCGGGCAGAUAAUGCUCAUGCUCCUGAGGGAGCUGGAAAUGAGAAUGAUGCUGCUGCUGCCGAUGGACAACCUGUAGGCGAAAAUGAGCAUCAGCCUCUUAACGAGAAUGGGGCAGAAGAGAAUGAACCUGGCGUGGAACCUGGCAGAGCUGAAGGUGGCAACCGCUUGUGGGUAAUUGUGAAGGAGAUCCAACUGAUUGUCUUUGGCUUCAUCACAUCACUACUUCCUGGCUUUCAUAACAUAGAUUAAACUGUAAAUGGAUGUAGAUCCAUUAUAGUUACUCUGACAAAGGUGGGAGAGUUAAACAGGCUGUCCUUUUCUUCACACCCACACCACCCCCCCCCCCCUCCCCCAAAAAAAAAACAAAAAAAAAAAACUAUGUGAAUGCCAUAACUUUCUGGAGACUGUUGGAGGCUGUAUGUAUGUUGAAAUGGAUUUUCCCAGAACCAGCCCGCUGAAAUGAUGUAAAGGCCUUAACAUAAAUAACAUUUUCCCUUUGGGAUUUUAGGCUU
Molecule: messenger RNA, 1211 nt
Organism: Coffea eugenioides
Lineage: Eukaryota; Viridiplantae; Streptophyta; Magnoliopsida; Gentianales; Rubiaceae
Exons: 5
Coding region: 49-948 (299 amino acids)
Source: RefSeq, a predicted model, not a curated record